Molecule: messenger RNA, 435 nt
Organism: Halteromyces radiatus
Lineage: Eukaryota; Fungi; Mucoromycota; Mucoromycetes; Mucorales; Cunninghamellaceae
Exons: 2
Coding region: 109-435 (108 amino acids)
Source: RefSeq, a predicted model, not a curated record
AAAAAAAAAAAAAAAAAAAAAAGAAAUAAGAAAAAAAAAAAACGCAUCAUGUGAACUAAACUAGCUUAGGUAGUUUGGUGGUUCAAAAAAGGAAAUCUCUCUUUGACCAUGUUUCAAUUUGAUCAUAUUUUAUCAUCUGCAUUAAAAGUGACCCAUGUUUUAGACUUCUUAUUUUUCCCUUUUUCACUUUUGUUCCCGAUUCUUUUUUUUUUUAUCGUCUUCUUUAUAAUGGAUGAGAAACAACAACGUCCUAUUGCUGAUAAUAAUGCAUUCAUCAGAACAGAUAUUGAACAAGAAUCAUCAUUAGAUCAACAAACUCAUCGUACAUCAUCUUUACCUGAAAGAGCAAAACAAUUAGCUGAAGAAAUGAAGACCAAACGGAAACAAUAUCGUCAAAAAAAUGUCCAAAUUGCUCCAUUUUUGUUGUUUUAUUAA